CCACUAUUGAGGUGAGCUUGUCUAACCAAUUCACUUCCUGGCCUCAGUGAUAUUGCCUGGAGACUAGUAUCUCAGGUCAUUAUCGGCCUUAGGAGUUCCAACUUCAAGUGAUAAAUGGAUCUUCUCCCUUCAUACUCUUCAACAUUCUCAACAACAAGUCACUCAUUCCAGUCUACAUAGCUACUCACAGUCCUUUCUGAUUAUCAUCACUCCUUGCGGAAUACACAGCAAGCUCUUUACUCCUUACUAUUAUCACCCCGCUUCCAUUAUUCGAAAAUCUGCUCAACAUGUUCGACAAUUCAAACAUACAAUACAUCAAUUCGAUGGGAGGAGAUUGUUUCUCCUCCACUCGCUCAGCAAACUCAUCAUUCUCGGAUGGGUCUUCAGCAACCUGGGAUUCCUCGACUGUUUACACGCCAAUGUCCACACCUCGCCGAGGAUCUCCAAAUUCCGUGAAAUACGAACAUUCUGUCCUCUCAGCACCCACGCCAUCAUCGUCUCCCGACCGUUAUGCGAACAUGAGUGGACUUUCCGCGAUGACAGCCAUGUCACAGAACAUGGUAUCUAUGUUUCAUGAGCCCCAUUCUAGUUUUACGGGGACAUCAAACACAAACUCGACGCCUGAUCUGAUGGCGGGCUUCAGCUAUGGACCAUACCUCGGGCAGUCAAUGUCAAAUUCCUUCAGUUCCAGUCACGGCCUGCCAAUGUGUGCUCCAGGUCUCAUUCACGACGAUAUCUAUUCACCAGUCUCGGAAGUUCGUUCAUCGCCACCAAUACUCGAGAACUGCAUUGCUCCAUCGCAGACAACGUUUGAUGCAUACGGGCUGCAAUCUCCCAUGCACCCAAUUAAGUCUUUACACUUCAACAUUGACUACGAUUGUGCCGCUCGAGACUUCGAGACUGGGUUUUCGGUCGACGAGUCGUCACCUGGCAGCAUGAGAUACAUGAUGGCCGACAGCAACAACCUCAGAUCAGGGCCAUCAACACCUUCCCGGACUCCCAGCCAUCACCGCUAUCACCAAUCGCACGCAAGCAAUUCCCUGGAUGACUUACGGCACGAACUCAAAGUCGAAACCAACCAGGCCAAGAAGCUUCGUCUAGUCCGCAAACGCUCUAAGGGCGGAAGUCGUGCGUACGAACCCCUCUCCAGCAGCUGUAGCAGCAUCGGCAUCAACCCCAAGGCCUCAUUUCCCUGCGAUUGGGAGGGCUGCUCAAGGAAAUUCGCGAGACAGGAACAUCUCAAGAGACAUCAGAGAACCCACGACGACGUCAAGGAGAAGUGCGAGUUCUGCCCCAAACUGUUCUCGAUAUCACGAAAAGACAACUACAAGACACACAUGAGGCUCCACGCCUUCCCACAAAAAGGGAACCGGACGCCAUUCUUCCCAGAGGCCCUUGACGUGUGGAUGGCCAUGGACGACAAGCCACGCAAAGCAUCUCCUACCUCCUUCGUCAAGACUGAGAAGAGAAGUGUGCAACGUAUUGCGAGGACUCGCUUGUAGAUCGACCGCCGCUCUGGCUCUUAAUGUACUUGAAAAAACCCCCUCGACCGACGACUGGAAAUAUACCCCGAGGCCCAUUGCUUCCAUGUCGUGUAUGUGCAACCUGAUGGGACGACGACGGAGAUGAAUAUUUUUUAUGAUUGAUGCCUCAUGUAAUCUGAAUGGGGAACUUGUGUAUGGAAAUUUGGGAAUGUCGGAAAGUGAGAAAUGUUUUUUGUUUUCCUUUUUUGUUUUGGGUUUAUCGUCGUCGUCGCUCGCUCGCUCCAACGCUAGUGGAAGCGAGCCUCCUGUUUUUUUUGUCAGCCCUUAUCUUCUUCUGGUGGAAAUUUUAUUUAGGGAUCUGUAUUGAGGGAUGCAUGUUUGAUGGUUGAUGGCUUUUUGUUUUUUGUUUUUUUGUUCCGCGCAAUCACUAUUGCGACAUUUGGUUUUGGCAGCUUGCAAGACUACUAUCACAAUCGUUCAAGAGCUGUCUCGGCUCUUUGUAUGUCACCCUUUGUUGGACCACCCCAGUCUGCGCUGCAUAUCCUGCAUAGUGUGUAAUAUUGUUAUCUAGUGCCGUCGUCUUGGAAGAAGAAGAGCUGUACGAAAUGGACUGUAAAAGGAGUUGAAGAAAAAAUCCUUGUCUCCUAUUUCUUCCUUAUAUUGAAGGGGGCAUGUACGUGGUGGGAUAGAACUGUUGAACUGUACUUCUAGUUUGCGUGCCAUUGGCAAUACCGAGUUUGUUUACACCACUCAUUUCAGGCAGACUAUAAGAAUACACAAUGAAGCAAUUCAAAUAC
Molecule: messenger RNA, 2281 nt
Organism: Cadophora gregata
Lineage: Eukaryota; Fungi; Ascomycota; Leotiomycetes; Helotiales; Ploettnerulaceae
Exons: 2
Coding region: 288-1502 (404 amino acids)
Source: RefSeq, a predicted model, not a curated record